ACCGGGAUCGGGACCGGAGCCGCCCAGCGCCGGCCGAGGAGGCGCCGGCCGGGCUCUCCCUACAGGACGCGGCGGCGAUGCUGUGACCUACAUUCGCGACAAGGAGGUCCCCAGCCCGCCGCCACCGCCGCCGGGCCAUGAAGCGACACAAGUGAGGGGCCAUGGCCAGCCCGGCACCAUGGCUGCGCUGGACACAAACAGAGCUGACGCGCUGGCACGGCGAGGAGGAGGAGGAGGAGGAGGAGGAGGAAGAAGACGACUUUGAAAGGCGGAUGGACGAGGAUGGGGUCAUCGGCCUGGGGGAGGGUGCCAGGAGCCCCCCGUGGGGUGGCAGUGAGGAGCUGGAGGAGGGGUCCCCGGCGCAGGAGGGGCCGUGGCACCCGCGGCAGGAGCCGGCCGAGGAGGAUGAGGAGCGGGGCAGCUCCGGGGCGGACGAGGGGCCCUGGGGGGCGGAGAGCGAUGGGGACCCCGACCCCGAGCUGUCCUCUGGGGGCUGCUGGGGCUCGGGCUCCAGCGGCAGCCCCGAGGCCGUGAGGGCCGGCCGGGCUCUGUGCCGGCCCCGGGGCUGCAGCACGGACGGGGGUGACACCUCAGGGCUCUCGGACGCCAGCCCUGGCCCUGGCCCCCCGUCCCGCCAGCACCGGAGCUGGGGCACGGCCGGGGACGCCAUCGGGGGGCACAGGCAGGAGUGGAGCCCGAGACGGAGCCUCCCCCCGCAGCUCUCCCCCGAUGGCCCCAGCCCCGAGCGUGUGCCCGAGCCCCAGAGAGCUGGCACAGGGAUGGCACCUGCUGGCUCGGCACCCACCGGGCAGCCCCAGGGCGCCGGGAAUGCCCCGGCACCCCAAGGGCACGGCAGAUCCCGGGUGCCCAAGAAAGCAGCGCCCGCCGUGGUGCCCCCCAAGCCCGCCCGGCAGUCGCGGUCCCUGAGCCCCCGGAGGCGAACGGGUGCCAAGGGGACAAAGGAUCCCUCGGGAACGGGCACCGAGGGCACCCAGUACGGCCGAGGGCGCCUCAACCACCCCCUGCCCGACCUGUCCAAGGUGGAGGCGCGGGUGAAGUUCGACCAGAGCUACCGCCCGCCCCGGGGCCGGGUGCUGCCCGCCCGCCCCCGCGGCCCCAUCGGCUUCAAAUCCCCGGCCGAGAUCGUCCGGGAGGUGCUGCUGAGCAGCGGCGAGGGGGCGUCCCCGCAGCCCCCCAGCACGGCCGGGCUGCCGCAGGAGUUCAGGUCCCCCAGACAAGCCACGGCGCUGGUGCAGCAGCUCCAGGACGACUACCACAAGCUGCUGACCAAGUACGCCGAGGCUGAGAACACCAUCGACCAGCUGCGCCUGGGCGCCAGGGUGAGCCUGUUCUCCGACCCGCCCCAGCCCAGCCGCAGCCUCGCCAUGGGCACCGUGGCCACCGGGAGCCGAGUGAUGACCCUGAGCAUCCCACAGGCACGGACAGCGGCUCUGGGCAUGGCCACAGCCCCGGCCUCGCCAGCUGCAGCUGCAGCCCCAGGACCAUCAGAGCAGGGGGGUUCACCCCAGCCUCGGUCCCCUCCUCUGCCCGGGGGGUGCUGCCCCACCUGCCCCGGGCCGUGCUGCUGCCCUGGCCCCCGGCUCACCCGGGCCCUGGCAGGGCAGAGCCGCAGGCUGCAGGCACAGGUGGAAUCCUUCGAAAGCUGGGUGCGUGCAGGGACCCCCACACCCUCGGAACAGCUCCAGAGGAUGAGGAUGCUGAAGGAUGCACAGGAUGCCCUGGAGCGGGAAUACCUGCGGGGCCGGCAGCAGCUCCCAGCGACUGCGGGGGCUUUGAUCCUGACCGGCAGUGGAAGGGGAGAUUUACCGCCUGGGCUGCGCCUGGAGGGGCUGAAGGAGCGGCUGGAGCCGGGGGCCAGGCGGCAGCCCCUCCCUCAGCCCCUCCCUCAGCCCCCCCCUCAGCAGCCUCUGCAGCCCCACUGCCCCCCAGCCCCGUCCCCACCACCGGCCGCCCACUCCCCACGCCCCGAGAGCCCUGCGCUGGUGGAGGAUCCUCAGGGGACAGCAGGGGACAGCGAGGGGGUGGCAGGGGGGCUGCCCUGGCCCCUCUGGCACAAGCAGCGCCAAGUGGAGGAGGAUUUUGGGGACCUGCUGGAGCAGUACAAGCACUUCAAGUCCUUGCCGGAGUCGCUGAGCCUGGAGCGGCUGAGCCUGGUGGGAAGCCAGUCCCAGGAGGAGGUGGAUGCACCCACGGCAGGGGACGGUGGCCCCAGCAAGGUCCCCUGCAGGACACGGUCACUCGAGGAGGAGCCCAACCUCGAGCCCUUGGCCUUGCACCUUCCACAGAGAAGAGCUGCGACCCUUCCCCCCAGAGAACCCCCAAACCUGGAGGAGACACUGGGCCACCCCUCCCCUGCCACUGCUGAGGAGCCACCAGCCUCUGCCAAGCCCCCCCUGGGGGUCCCUGGGCCACCACGGGUGUCCCUGUCCCUCGGUGGGACAGGCAGCGGUGCCACCCAGCCCAGGCCCCACAAGGAGCAGCAGCGCAUCGUGUCCCCAGAGACCGACAGUGGCUUCGUGGGCUCGGAGGCCAGCAGGGUGUCACCCCCAGUGCACACCCCUGAGCACCAUCCCCCUGGCCCCAGGGCUCCGGGCUCUCUGGGACCCUCCAUCCCCAUCCCCAGCAGGCUCCGUUCCCCACGGGAGAGAGAGAUGACCCCGCUUCCCUCGGAGACGGCACUGAUGGGCAUCUACCUCCCGGAGGGCACAGGGGGGCCCCCCAGCAGCCCCUCUCAGAGCAGCUCCCCCCCUCGCUGGGCUGAGGGCAGCGAGGUGGGGCCAGACCCCGACGGUGAUGGCACUCACACGGACUCGGAGGUGGCAGCCAGGAGCUGUGCCAGCGCCGGUGGCCACCCCCCAGCCAUGGCCAGGAGCCCCACCAGCCCCCUGCCCUCCCCACAAACGCCAUCCCCCACCCUCCUGUCCCCCGACCUGCCGUCCCUCGACCCGGCUCACUGUGACCUGCUGGGCUCCCGUCUGGAGCGCGACCAGGCCAUCCGGGCGCUGCAGGACGAGGUGUGGCGGCUGCGGCGGAGGCUGGAGGAGAGCCUGUGCCACUCCCGCAGCUACCCCGAGGGAAAAGGCACUCCCGGUGUCACCCCGGCCCGGAGGCAGCCGGUGGCCAGCCGAGCAUCGGCCCCGCCGGACGCGACACCCUCGGGGGAGCCGAGCCCCCCUGUGCGGGGCAGGGCGGCCCCCAGGGUCACACCCAUGCGGAGGGGAAGGUCGGCAUCGCUGCCACGGAGCAAGCCCGAGCUGGACCUCGGUCUGCAGCUGGGUCCCGGCGGAUGCCACCCCCCUUCCCUGUCCUCCACCGCAGCCUCCGAGUCAGAGCCCGGGCCCCGGGCACCCCCCGCCCUGCGGAAGCACCUUGGGAAGGCCCCGGGGCCGGUGACAUUCCGGGGACAGCACGCAGGGACACGGUACCAGGCAGGGACACCACGUGCCACCCCGGCACCCCGGGAAGAGCCGGGCACCUCGGGGUGUCACCGAUGUCACAGGGGCAGGACGGCAUCAGCUGCAUUUGGGGGAGGUGACACUCCCAGGCACCCCCAGCACAGCACCCCCAGGAGAACGUCCUGCCCCACCUGCCGGGCACCCACGGGCAGCAGGGACACAGCCACACAUGCAGAGCAUGUCCCUGGUGGCUCCUGUCCCCCAGGUCCCCAGGCUGGAGCCCAGAAGCUGGAGCAACCUGGAAUUUGGUACUUGGCAGCCACCCCUGCUGCCACCGUCUGCCUGGCACCCGUCCCCCUCGUGCCUUACGUGCCCUCCAUGCUCUACUGCUCCCCAGCAGUUCCUACCUCAGCCCCAGCCCUGGCCGGGGUCCCCCUCGGUGUCCCCCGGCGGGCAGAGCGUCCCCCCCGGCCCCAGGGCCACCAGCGCCGCCUGAGCCUGGAGCUGGAGGAGCUGGAGGAGCUGAACUGGUGCCUGGGCCGGGCUGUGGAGGCUGCCCAGAGCGCCAGGCUGAGCUCCAGCCGCAUCAGCCGGGCCCUGGCCGCAGAGCUGGGCCGGCCACGGGGCUCCUGCCUCUUCUGAGGGCCCUGCUGGCACCUCCAGGGCCUCCGUGACACACGAGAGGGGGAUGGAGCCCUCAGUGUCCCUCACUGUGUUCUCCCUGUCCAACAUGGGGGCAGAGGUGCCUCCAGCCCCUCCGUGCCGCCAGGAGAGGAGGAUGGGCCCCUCAGUGUCCCUGCACUGUGUGCCCCCUGCCAAACCUGGGCCACAAGGGCUGGAGGUGCCUCCAGGCCCUCCAUGCCACCAGGAGAGGAGGAUGGGCCCCUCAGUGUCCCUCACUGCAUGCCCCCAGCCAAACCUAGGGCAGCAGGGCCAGAGGUGCCUCCAGACCCUCCAUGCUACCAGGAGAAGAGGAGGGACCCCUCAGUGUCCCAGUACUGUGUGCUCCCUGCCAAACCUGGGGCCAGUAGGGCCAGAGGCACCUCCAGAGUCCCCGUGCCACCAGGAGAGGAGAAUGGGCCCCUCAGAGUCCCUGCACUGUGUGCUCCCUGCCAAACCUGGGGCCAGCAGGGCCAGAGGUACCUCCAGACCUUCUGUGCUAGCAGGAGAGGAGAAUGGGCCCCUCAGUGUCCCU
Messenger RNA from Agelaius phoeniceus (red-winged blackbird), 4611 nucleotides. Lineage: Eukaryota; Metazoa; Chordata; Aves; Passeriformes; Icteridae. The record is from RefSeq and is a predicted model, not a curated record.